Messenger RNA from Alternaria ethzedia, 699 nucleotides. RefSeq lists its product as uncharacterized. Bases 1 to 699 code for a protein of 232 amino acids. The transcript is spliced from 3 exons. The record is from RefSeq and is a predicted model, not a curated record. NCBI's taxonomy places the organism in Eukaryota, Fungi, Ascomycota, Dothideomycetes, Pleosporales, Pleosporaceae.
AUGGCUAGACCUAUCUACAAGAUAACCUAUACGAUAGGUUAUACGGAGUCCUUUUACCUCCAAGACCGCAUCGAAGAUCUGGCAAAAACCCCGAUCUGCAAAGGAUGGGAAGUAGAAGACAUUAGCGACAAUAAAAGAGAACGGAAGAAGCUAGACCAGAACCCACACGACUUAACUAGAUAUAUCGAUAAAGCGUGGGGCUUGACGAAGAAGCGAUGGGCCACUCCCGGACUAAUGUCAAAACUUGACGGACUCUGGCUAUUGAUCGACAUGCACAACGUCCAUAAGAUCACCUUUUGGGACAUGAGUACCAAAACGUCAAAGGAUGGCUACACAAACAGCGACGAUCAUAUCAAAAUGGCCAAACUCAUCAUUAAGAAGCUAUCCCCGAAAUCAUGGACAUGCGUUCCAUGGCCCGUCAGAGACGAGGAGCAUCUGAAGGAACUCCGAGAAGAUAUCGACGGCGGAUAUGAACGUCAUAUUCGAAUAGAUAGACGCUGGCCCGAUGACAACGGCAAGACUGCGUGGCGAAAAAAUCCGGAUGACAGCAGUGAUGAUGACGAAGACUAUGAAGGUGGGGACGACGGAUGGUGUACGACAGAGCUACAUCUUGCCUACAAACCGUUUGCGCUUGAAGCUAUAAAGGCCUUCAAUCCAGAUGAGGACGAGGACGAGGAUGGGAGGUCUCUGGUAUAUUAG